Molecule: messenger RNA, 2628 nt
Organism: Diaporthe amygdali
Lineage: Eukaryota; Fungi; Ascomycota; Sordariomycetes; Diaporthales; Diaporthaceae
Exons: 2
Coding region: 1-2628 (875 amino acids)
Molecular function (GO): zinc ion binding
Source: RefSeq, a predicted model, not a curated record
AUGGCUUCGUCUGCACCGGCGACCCCUGACACUCUUGUCACCUUGAAGGUCAACUUCCAGGGCAGCACUCGCCGCUUUAAGCUGCCCCUUCGUGACCUCGGUGCUAGCACACUUGAAGAUAAGAUCCGAGCGAGCCUAUGCAUCGCCCCGGGAGCCCACGCCACCUUUGAGCGGUACUCCGACUCUGCUUCUUCAUAUGUCGUUCUCGACCACAGCAACAUCUCCGUCUGGAAACAGCUCUAUCGUGCGGCCAAGGCGAAGCAAAAGCUCAAGCUCCGAGUAACCCUUAGGGACCUCGACGAGGAGGAUAAGGGCCCCAAGCCCGUCACAGUCGAGGACGAGCCCGAGCCACAGCCUGAAACCGAGAACCACGAUUUUGCUCAGAGCAAGCCCGAGGCUCCUCUGAUCUCCACGGCCCCAUCCGAGGCUGCCGAACCUUCGAAGGCAGCACCAGAGUCUCCUGCGGCACCGGCCUCCGUGUUCCCUACGUUGAGGGACCUGGCAACUUCGGACAUGUCGAAUCUCGACAAGAUUAAGGCUUUGGACCAGCGUCUGGAGAAGGCCAUGAGCCAGUUGCAGUUGGGCAUGGACAAGUUCGAGCAGACUUCUCCGACUCUUCAGACUCAAUCACAGGCCAGCCAGCCUACUGAGCCAGCCACGUCCGUCUACGUCGCGCCCAAGUCGGCCAACUUUGCGGUCUGCUGUAACAACUGUGACCGCACCAUACCCGAUUCUCACUAUCACUGCUCGACGUGCGACAACGGCGAUUUCGACCUUUGCUCGGAAUGUGUCGAGCAAGGUAUCACUUGCUACAGUGCUGAGCAUUGGCUGAUCAAGAGGUUCGUACGGGGUGACUCGAUCCUGGUCAGCACCACCGAGAGGAUCGCACCCAAGCCAAAGGCCAAGGAAGCGGAGCCUGCGUGGGCUCCCUGCGUCCCUGUGCAUGAGCGACCUCUGCCAAGGUUCAGCCACUUCCCUUCCAGAACAUGCAACUCUUGUGUGCAGGAGCUACCAGAUAAGGAGUUCCUACACUGCACUUCUUGCGAGGACUUUGACCUCUGCAAGGCUUGCUUCAAGAGCGAUCAGCACGGCCACCAUCCCAAGCAUGGCUUUACCGCGGCCGUGGAGGGCACGCCUCUGCCUUCAGAUAUUUCCAAGCGUCUUUCCCCUGGCCGCAACCAGCGACAUCAUGCCAUCUGUGACGGCUGCGAGAAGUUUAUCUUCGGAAUUCGUCACAAGUGCCUCGACUGCCCUGACUGGGACUACUGCGCAGACUGCGUUGUGAACGCCGGAUUUAUUCAUCCCAACCACCGCUUUGUCCCCAUCUACGAGCAGUUGGUCGACACUCGCGUGCGCACUGCGACUCGUCCAGUUCACUAUGGCAUCUGCUGCGACGGACCCCUUUGCAACGGCACUCGCAAGGCUUACAUCGUUGGUGAGAGGUACAAGUGCACUGUGUGCCACGACACGGACUUCUGUGCCAGCUGUGAAGCCACUCCGGCCAACACCCACAACAAGACGCACCCUCUCAUCAAGUUCAAGACACCUGUCAGGCGUGUUGAGGUCACCACGAAGGGUGAGGAUGAGAAUGGUCAGAAGAUGCCUGUGAUGGGCGACCGCCUGGUACGCCACCGCAAGUCUACGACCUCUCAGGCAACCGAGACCACCCAAUCCAGCAACAUUGCAGCCAGCUCUGUGCAGACCGUCGUUGAUGUGAAGCCUACUCUCGGAGACGCAGAUUCUCACCUGGAGACGCUGAAGAAGUGGGAGCGCACACACGCCGAACAACGCGAGAACGCACUUUUGCUGGCUCGAGCCCGAAAGGCUGCUGCGGACACUCAGAGGGCCAAGGCAAUGGAGGCUCAGAAGCCUGCCACGCCAGCUCCCAAGCCCUCUCCGGAGAGCCAAGGAAGCAACAGCGACGACGUUGAGAAGCUUGUUGCUGUGUUCGAGCGGGACACCGUUGUUGACGGCACCGUCUUGCCUCAGAACCAUGUCUUCGAGCAGACUUGGGUGCUCCGUAACGCUGGUGAGGUUGCCUGGCCUGCUGGAUGCUCAGUCAAGUUUGUGGGUGGCGACUACAUGGGCCACAUCGACCCCAACCACCCCGCCCGCCUGCAUGAUCUCGUUUCCGCGUCUGAGUCGACUGUCUGCUACAACACGCUGGCACCGGGACAGGAAUUCUCCUUCACCGUUCUCCUCCGAACACCGGCUCGCGAAGGCAAGGUCAUCUCAUACUGGCGUCUGACCACCAGUGACGGUCACAAGUUCGGCCACCGUCUGUGGUGCGACGUGACUGUGGAGGCACCAAAGGCAGUCGAGGAGCCGAAGAAAGAGACCACUACUGUUAUUGAGAAGCAGGUUGAGCCUGUUUCGGAGAGCAGCAGCCAAAUGAUCUUCCCCAAGCUGGAGAAGGAGUCACCCGAGGCGAGCACCCACGAAGACAUCAAGUCUGAGACCGCCGAGGUUGUCGACGAAGAUGCGGAUGACUUUGAGGAUUGCGGUGAUGUCGACGACUGGGCAGAGGAUGACGACGAUGCAUUCUUGACUGAUGAGGAGUACGACAUCCUUGAUGCGUCCGACGAGGAGUACCUCAGCGAUCAACAGAGAAGGGCGCAGAGGAACUGA